This is a messenger RNA of Medioppia subpectinata, 981 nucleotides long. The record is from the annotation of a GenBank genome assembly. Lineage: Eukaryota; Metazoa; Arthropoda; Arachnida; Sarcoptiformes; Oppiidae.
AUGUCGAUUAUAUUUGGGUCGAAAGCAGACAUGCAAUUACACACACAGAUCCAUAUGAGAGAAGCGAAACCAUACAAAUGUUCCCAAUGUUCAAAAGCAUUUGCCAAUUCAUCGUAUUUGUCUCAACACACUCGCAUCCAUUUGGGUAUUAAGCCCUACCGGUGCGAGAUUUGCCAGAGAAAGUUCACCCAAUUGUCGCACCUUCAGCAACACAUUAGGACCCAUACGGGCGAUAAGCCUUAUAAAUGUCGACAUCCCGAAACCUAUUUAGCAAAACAUAUGCAAAAACAUGCCGACAGAAUGGAGAAGAGGUCUGGACUUCUGCGAGCGGCCCAUUCCUCCUCUGAUGGCUAUUGGCCUAAAGGCGCUGUCAUCGGCGGCGGCGGUGGUGGUGGCGGCAGUGCUUCCAACCAGAAUACUGAGUGUGUGGGCGAAUUAGGCCCACAUGUGCACCACCACCAUCAUCACCACCACCAUCAGAAUGAACAGUCGUGUUUGGCAUCGGUUCUCAAUGCAGACCAGUCGUCCACAUCUCGUUACGCGCGAUCAGAACUCGACCCCUCACAGCACCGACUCUCCAGUGGACAACUUCUCACCGGUAGCUCAAACAAUGGCAGACAAUCUGAUGAACUGUUGUACGGUAUGGACCCGAAGACGACGACAUCGGUGUCUGCGUCGGCGUUCACACCGAUCCAAACGGCGGGUGUGUUGGGCGGCAGUAACGCCGCGCGCAAUGCUGUGGCCGCCGCUUACUUCCCAUACGAGUCGUUUGGUUUCGCCACAAAAGCGGCCACAACUGGAAUGACGGGAAUGGAGAUGAAGUCAGCGAUGGAAGCGUCCAAAACCAGUGGUCACACGUCUUUCCCAAACCAAUUAAUAGCUUUGCAUCAAAUCCGAAACUAUGCAUCGAUGCCAUCAUCGGCCGCGUCGGCCAUCGCUGGCGAACAUCCGAUAUCAUUGAAGGAUAAACACUCGCAAUAA